GGCUGAGCUGGUCACGCGCCCCCGGUGGUGGCUGAGCUUGAAUUAUGCCAAGCUCUGCUAAUGUAAAUAACUUUUGCAAGGUGUUCCUCUGAAAGCAGUAGUGGGGAGAGGACUUCACCUCCCUUGCUUUGUGUUCUUGUAAGCUAAAUUCUGCCAAAGCUUUAGGUAUUCUCUUUCCUUUCACUGAUUUAUUUUUUUUAACUUGAGAUUACAUAACUGUGUGUAUAUUAGGUAAAGAAUAUAAGAGAGAUUACGGUGUCCAAAUGCUCAGCUUUCCCUCCCGUAUCACUUCCUGUGACAUUUAUUCUACCUUGUAAUAAUAUAGGGCCUUGGGUGAAGUUCUUGGUCAUGUUCCUUGUGUUAGAAACACAUUAACGCCUAAGUCGGGGUGCCCGGGUGGCUGGCUCAGUCUGUUGAGCGUCCAACUUCGGCUCAGGUCACGAUCUCGCAGUUUGUGAGUCCGAGCCCCACGUCAGGCUCUGUGUUGCCAGCGCAGAGCCGGCUUCAGAUCUCUGUCCCCCUCUUUUUGCCCCUCCCCUGCUCACGUGUGUGUGUGUGUGUGUGUGUGUGUGUGUGCGCGCGAGCUCUCACUUUCUCAAAAACAAAUAAAAACAUUAAAAAGAAAAAAAAGAAACACAUUAAUACCUAAGUUAAUACACAAGUAUACCAUUCAGGGGGUUUCGUAGCCAGUGUUUGGGGGCUCUUCAUUUAUUCCUGCUUUUUAGGUUCCCAAGGAGGUAGUCUGUGUUUUUUAUAUUGUAUUUUCUCUGCUGCUCUCCCAAGUUGGCCUUCUCGAGCAACGGGUAACAAAUGUCACCCCAAGUGAUGUCAGGCAAAAUGCCCUUUAGUUUUAGUUUCUGUUGGGGAUGUGCCCCUUGGUGGCCAGUUUGGCUGGUGGAGUGUCUUUUAUAUUAUUUAGUGAGCUUGUGUAUUCUCUUGGGGGUUGCAAGAAUGGCUUUUCUCCCGGGUGAGCGAGGCCGUGGUUUUAGCUGACAGCCUGCUGUUUGCCCUGCGGGGCUGGUGCUCCGGGCCCACCUGCCCAUGCGAGUUGGUCCACAGGUUCCUCCUAACCCUGGGUGCCUGAGGUCAGCUUACGAGCAUUCUACUGUCUAAGUCCAGUUACUAGAAACCCCAAACAGGUCUAGGCUUUGUAGGCACGUGCGGUGUUAGGUCAGCGAAGCCAGCCUGACCGUGGGGGCCUCGCGAAGAGCUGUUCCGUUUGUCGGCAUGUUGCAGCAUCUCAGGGGGACCUGGGAAUGGUUUUAACUAGACCAAAUGUGAUUCGUAUCCUUUUUUUUGUUUUCUAGAUCUCGUGAGCUUUUUUCCAUUGAUCUUGUCAAACUUGCUUGUAAAUUAAAUUGCUUUGAUAAAAAUGUCCUGGGGUUGGAGUAGUGUAGACACCUGUAAUCAGUGUGAUGGAUUCUUUAAUUAAAAUAUUUGUUGCUAAUUGACUGGCUUAGGCUUCUUUACCAUCAGUAUUACCAGAUGCUCAAUUUUGUAUUGUUGGACGUGGGCAUUGAGUUUUAUCUGUCGUGGCUUUGUGGAGGGCUGGGCUGCCAGACUCGGAAGCGUGGGGACCAGCGUGGGCUCUUAAAAGGUCGCAGAGCGCCUACUGCUGUGCGCAGGGGAAAUCACACGUCCCAGGUAGUGCAGGGAUUGGGAAUGUCGCAAGUGUGUGCAGUUCCGUGUGGGGCAGCGGUUGCUUGGUUUUGUAACGUAGGGAUCUUGAAGGGUUGGGAAUGCUGUCACGCAUUUGAUGAAAAGGAAGUUUUGGGGGGAAGUGUUAUCAGAAAGAUACUUUUUUUAAGGAAGAAUUCAUAGUAUAUGCCAAAAAUUGACAGUUAAUAUAAUCAUUGUUUUCCUGACUGAAAUACAAGUUCAGUGUGUGUCGUUUGGGAAAUACAGAAGUCACCUAUAAUUCCACCAGGCAGUGCUUUGUUGUUUCUCCUGUCAGUACGUUUUCCACGUCUCCUAUUCGUGCAUGUGGGAGUGGUGCUGAAACUAGACAGGAGUUUGUGAGAUGCUGAAAUAUAUGCUUGAUUUUGUACUUUAAAAAUAGUCUGCUUUUCUGCAUCUGUAUCCUUUUCUGUGCUGUAAAAUGAAAAACACGUAUUAACAACCACAAAAUUCCUCUGGAGGAAAGUUUGUCUCCGUACUUUUGCAAGAGAAGACAUGCAUUGAGGAUCUGAAUUUUUAAAUAAGAUAACAUGGUCUUUAGCUGUGUAAAUCGUGUCAGUUACUAGUUCUAGGCCAUCCAAAUAGUGGCUGGCUUUCUGGAGAUCCCAGAGUUAGGCGGAAACGAAGCGUCUGCCAGUUGUAAGGAAACGUCAGUGUCCACGAGACGCAUUUGAGUCUCCUGAUACAAAUGUCGUUUGGCAAUAGAAAGCAGGAGAGUGGGAUUUUCAGACUCAGCAUUUGUCUGCGAAAGUGCUUUGCAAAGGGCUCUGCAAACGUGCGUGCUCCCUGAGGUUGAGCGUUAGAGCGGCCGUCCGGGGUGCUUGCCGCCGUAAAAUCGAGAGGUUCCAUACGUGCGCCACAGAGGACUUUGCCCCUGGGGCACUCUGAUUUCACAGCCAGGUCAGACUUUGCUGAGGUGCGACGGGCACGGGCAGACACAGCACAGACGGUGGCUAGCGGCUCCCAAAGAAGCGUGGUUGCUCAUCGCGGUAACUUGUUUCGGUGCCGUGACAGUUGGGCUUAUUACAAAGUGCCCGGGUGCCUGGAGGGGAGAUGCUUCUUUACACGAAGUCAUCGUGUCUCUUGGAAACAAAGGACUCGAGCGCUGGUCUUGGAAUGAAACAGGUGCCUGCAUCGACUACUGGAUGGAGAAGGACUGCGAGAUCGUUCCUCAUUCCUUCCUCCUUCCUUCAGUACACAGUGUGUACUGUGUACUGUGUGUGUACCGCGUGUGUACCGUGUGUGUACGGGGUAUAUACUGCGUGUGUACUGUGUGUGCUGCAUGUGUAUUGGGUGUACUGUAUACUGUGUGUACUGUGUGUGUGCUGCGUGUGCUGUGUGUGUAUGGUGUACUGUGUGUACUACGGGUGUAAUGUGUGUGUACUGUGUGUGUACUGGGUGUACUCUGUGUGCUGCAUGUGUAUUGGAUGUACUCUGGAUGUACUGUGUGUACUGCAUGUAUACUGCGUGUGUACUCUGUACUGCGUAUGUACUGUGUGUACUGGGGGUGUACUGGGUAUACUCUGGGUGUGUUCUGUGUACUGCAUGUGUACUGUGUGUGUAUUCUGUGUACUACAUAUAUACUGUGUGUACCACAUGUGUACUGCGUGUGUACUGUGGGUAUACUGUGUGUGAACCGCGUGUGUACUGUGUGUGCUGCAUGUGUAUUGGGUGUACUGUAUACUGUGUGUACUAUGUGUGUGCUGCGUGGGCUGCGUGUGCUGUGUGUGUACUGUGUACUGUUUGUACUACGGGUGUAAUGUGUGUGUACUGGGUAUACUCUGUGUGUGCUGCAUGUGUAUUGGAUGUACUCUGGAUAUACUGUGUGUACUGCAUGUGUACCAUGUGUGUACUCUGUGUGUACUGUGUGUGUACUGUGUGUGUACUGUGUACUGCAUAUGUACUGUGUGUACUGGGUGUGUACUGUGUGUACUAUGGGUGUAGCAUGUGUGUACUCUGGGUGUACUCUGGGUGUGCUGUGUGUACCGCGUGUGUACCGUGUGUGUACUGUAUACUGUGUGUACUGAGUGCGUACUGCAUGUAUACUGCGUGUGUACUCUGUACUACAUAUACACUGUGUGUACCACAUGUGUACUGCCUGUGUACUGUGGGUAUACUGUAUGUGAAGUGCGUGUGUACUGUGUGCAUAGUACGGGUGUAUUGUGUGUAUACUGCAGUGUUCUGUGGGUGGACUAGGUUGUACUUGAUGAAACUCAGUUGUCUACGUACAUGAUCCAUUUGUGUGUGUGUGUGUGUGUGUGUGUGUGCGUGUGUAUUUAUUUUUGGGAGAGAGAGAGUGCAUGUGCGUGGGGGCAGGAAGGGUAAAGAGAGAGAAUCCCAAGCAGGGUCUGCACCCGCAGUGUGGAACCUGACCUGGGGCUCAAACUCAAAAACCGUGAGAUCGUGACCUGAGCUGAAAUCAAGAGCUGGAUGCCUAACCAACUGAGCCUCCCAGGUGCCCCUGCGGGAUCUAUUUGGUAAGUGGGGUUGUAAAAAGCAGCUUUAUCGAGGGACGCCUGGGUGGCUCAGUCGGUUGAGCUUCCAGCUUCGGCUCAGGUCACGAUCUCACGGUCCCUGAGUUGGAGCCCCGCGUCGGGCUCUGUGCUGACAGCUCGGAGCCUGGAGCCCGCUUCGGAUUCUGUGUCUCCCUCUCUCUCUGCCCCUCCCCCACUCACACUGUCUCUGCCUCUCAAAAAUCAAUAAAUGUUAAAAAAAAAAACUUUUUUAAAAGCAGCUUUAUCGAGUGAUACUUCACAUACCAUAUAGUUCACCUCCGGGAGGGGGGACUUCCAGGGGAUCCUUAUCGAGGCCUAGAGCUCAUGUCUGCAGCUAAUCCUAAGCCUUGCUGGAUGUGUAACGGAGAUGUGCUGGUGGGAACUGCGCGCCGGUCCACACGAUACAGUUACAUAUCAAAGGAGCGAAUGUGACCCAUCGAGUGUGUGAUGUUGCAGGUGCCUGUGUAUGAUCAGUGAGUUCCAUGGCAUUACUUUCGAGGCAGCUGGGGGCUGGGGUUGACUAUUUAGAGGUUAUUUUGAUUCUGACCAGAACGGUCAAUGUGAUACAACGAGAGGCUGGUACUUCUAACACACGGUACCUCUGCUGGAACCGAUCCAUCACUCCUCUGCUUCUCCCUGUACUUCAGGGUUAUUGGACACGGCUGGCCAGGACUCAGAUUGCAGCUUUGGUUUAUUAACUUGUGACUCUCUUUGUCCCAAUGACACUGUUCCUCACUAACAUUCUC
Molecule: messenger RNA, 4918 nt
Organism: Neofelis nebulosa (Clouded leopard)
Lineage: Eukaryota; Metazoa; Chordata; Mammalia; Carnivora; Felidae
Exons: 2
Coding region: 2960-3910 (316 amino acids)
Source: RefSeq, a predicted model, not a curated record